Molecule: messenger RNA, 1259 nt
Organism: Cydia pomonella (codling moth)
Lineage: Eukaryota; Metazoa; Arthropoda; Insecta; Lepidoptera; Tortricidae
Exons: 8
Coding region: 16-1167 (383 amino acids)
Source: RefSeq, a predicted model, not a curated record
UAGUUCUUAUGGCAUAUGUUGGUAACGUUUCCUAAAAAAAGUUUGUAUUUAUUUGUCAAUGUCAAGUUUCAAGUUGGCUUUAAAUUUAUCAAAUUUAAUUACUCCAAUAACUUGAAAUAUUUCGAAUACAUACUACUCGAUAGUUGUUUUGUCGCGAUGCCACUCAGCGGAUCCAUGCCUCUAAUGCUAAAUAACUACACCGUGUCUCGUCUUGGCCGAAAGUUAUCUGUGGAUGACCAGAAAGUACUCGUUGCACUACCAAGAGAUUUUAUCCCUGAACGGACUUGGGCCGAGGUCUUACAGAAAGAGGACACAGAGCUGAUGGUCCUAGAGAUGCGGGAGGAAAUCGUAGAAGAAGCGAUUAACAUCGCCUACGGGAGAUAUAUGGAGCGUCAGACAGCGCCUUUCACCGUUCACUGCGCCGCUCAAGCCUGGCUGCAACUUAUAGACUGGCACUUCUACAAACACGAUCCAGGCGAAGAUCCUUCCGCCUACCCUCCCUGCUUCAUUCCAAAGCGCGUGGAAUCCUGGACUCCCGAUGAGAUGCCUUUGCCCUCACCCAAGGACGCGUGGGGCCGAGAGAACCUGAACGUCAUCGAGGAGGUCGUCGAAGAGACGCUGAGGAAAUGGCCGAGCUCGCAGUCCGUAGACUUGCCCGUUGUGGAACCCAUUCCGCAAGAGUGCUGGUUUCCGGGAAAGGUGAUGCUGCCAGGAUACAUGGACGAUGAAAGUUACGAUUUCGAUUCCAUUACGUUCGACGAGAGCGUGUCUUCAGAUUUGGGGACUGAGAGUGAGCUGCUGCAAAAGGUCACAAACUACACCCCAGGAGAGACUUCCGUCAAGGAGUCGACGACUAUGAUGACAUUCGGCUCCCAAAAGGGCACAACCACAGACACCACGGAGGUAUUAAGCUCUCUCCACGGAGGGGGGGACUCAGCCACACAGCACUCCAAAAUACGAGCCCCCUCCACUAAGAGCAAGAUCUUCAACCGAUCAAGCAUGCUGGGCAGGUCUAAGAACUCUCUGCCUCCUCUUCAGUCGGACUCGCGAUCAAGAGCAUCUGUCAUCUCAGACUGUCGGUUGAGAAGCCUCAGACUGGACACUCAAUACGAGAUAUCUUCAGAGAAGAUCGAUUCGGCGCCGAAAGUAAACAUCAAGAGAAAGUGACAAUUUGUUUAUGGUUAAUGCCUUAUAACUAGCUGUGAUAAUUUACCUGAAAAAAUAAUUGAAUAAAUUGAAAUUAAUCAGAAUUCAUAAAA